CUCUUUCGACCACAGUUCUUCACUUGUCACUCGACGUAGUUGUCGAAAAGUUCUCGUAGCGAUUACCAGUCGAAUAAAUCCUCGAAAAUGAAGGCCUUGUACAAUUCUCUCUUCAAAAGGACCUCCACCUACGCCGUUGUCAUAAUGGCAUCUGCCUUUUUCUUCGAGCGCAGCUUCGAUAUGGUGUCCGAGUCGCUGUUCGAAACCGUGAACAAAGGAAAACUCUGGAAGGACAUCAAAGACAAGUACGAGCAGUGAGUCGAGGAGCCGAACGGAAUGGAUAGAAACUACGAGUUUUAGUCUAACUUUGCAACAUCUUAAUGUAUUUGCGUUUAAGACAAAAUAAAUAAAGUUUACAAUAAC
Hermetia illucens (black soldier fly) is the source of this 363-nucleotide messenger RNA. It is a transcript of the gene ox, whose product is annotated as cytochrome b-c1 complex subunit 9. The transcript has 2 exons. NCBI's taxonomy places the organism in Eukaryota, Metazoa, Arthropoda, Insecta, Diptera, Stratiomyidae. Gene Ontology annotation, biological process: mitochondrial electron transport, ubiquinol to cytochrome c. The record is from RefSeq and is a predicted model, not a curated record. The coding region runs from base 88 to 258 and encodes 56 amino acids.